Crotalus tigris (Tiger rattlesnake) is the source of this 4573-nucleotide messenger RNA. Its product is annotated as metal transporter CNNM1-like. The coding region runs from base 789 to 3884 and encodes 1031 amino acids. Gene Ontology annotation, cellular component: plasma membrane. Gene Ontology annotation, molecular function: transmembrane transporter activity. Lineage: Eukaryota; Metazoa; Chordata; Lepidosauria; Squamata; Viperidae. Gene Ontology annotation, biological process: transport; magnesium ion homeostasis. The transcript is spliced from 12 exons. The record is from RefSeq and is a predicted model, not a curated record.
AACAGAAAUGCCCUCCCCCAAGGUAAACUCCCAUAUUACUACAGACAAGAGGGCAUUUGUUUCAUUGGCCGUUCUUGCAUUUUCCUAAUGUUUCUUUUGUGGUCCAUGAUUGCAGAACAUUUAGGCAACAUGGCCUUGAAUGACAGCAGUCCAAUAAACUCAGUCAAUAUAAAUUUAUUAUAUUCUGAUGCUUGUUUUCUAUAGUAUACCUUACUGGUUUUUUUAUUUUCAAAUAGCUGUUUCAAAAUUAAUACAAAUAUAAAGUACAAAUAUGUAUAUAAGUGUAAAAAUAGAAAAAAGGAAAUUGUUAUAUUACCUUGCCAUUAAAGGAGACUAACCAGGAAGAAAAAAUAACAAUCCUAGUGAUAAUUACGGUAAACAUUAGGCUAAUAACAACUCAUCAAUAAGAUCUAUUGAUAGAGCUAGUGUUUCAUUCAGUCCUCUUGUUUGACUGCAUCUUUCUGGAUCUUCAGGAUUCGACAUGUUAAGUAUUAUUCCACUGUAUUACGAUUUCCCGCCUUCCUAAUUUUAUUUUCUCGGUGGAAGCAAAUUUCCAUUAAUUCCCCUCACCGCACCAGAACCCUAAUGAGCUCUACAUAUAUCAGUAUUUAAAGAGGAGGAAAAUCUGGCAAGUUGCCCAGACAAGCAGGUCAACGACGCAUUAAAGACUGCGCGUUUUCACUGCACUUCACGAUGAUCCUUGCACGCUGCCCCCAAUAAUCACAGCUGAGCACAGGGACCCCCGGACCAGGACGCUGUUAGCAGAGACCCACCGAUUUCAGAGGGAAAUGGAAACAGGGAAUAUGGGUGGCCUCCACAUUGAAGAGAAGACCAACUCUGAGACCGAUAACAUCCAGGGCCAUCUUCGCGGAUCCUAUGAAUCUACCGCGCGGGUAAACGGGGCGCCCCCGAGCCUCCGAGGAAAGCCAAGGGGCUGGCAGGCUCGCCCCAUGCACACGUGGUCCAGCGGCCGCCUCCAGCGCCUCGAGAGAGUCACGUGCGGCCGGCGCCUGCUCCUCGAAGCCCCGUGUUUUGCCUGGCUGCUGAGGAUGGUGGGGCAGGCGGCAGCAGCUUUGGGCCGCGGGCUAGAGCGCAGAAACAUCGGCUGCUGGGGUCGGAGCCGAGGCGCUGUUCUGCUUCUCUUCUUUUCCUUGUCGCCAAGGCCCCCUGGCGGAGCGGCGUGGCUACUGGGGCUGCGGCCAGAGGAUACGGCGCCCGGGCGCGUGUGGCUCGAGGGGGGAGCGCUGCGGGCGGCUGAGGGUUCCCGCUUCUUGUUGCGCCUCUACUUCCAGCCGCCGGCCGAAGGCACCGCCGCUAGUAACGGCAGCAGCGCGAGCGAGGAGGUUGAGCGCCGCGUCGUCUUCGUGGAGGAGCCCGCCACAGUGGAGCGCUGUUCCGAACGCAGCGCCUGGGCCUCGGACGUGGAGGUGCUGGGCCCGCUUUUGCCCGGAGGCUCGGCCGGCUCGGCUUUAGCCGAGGUGAGAGUGCGGGAGCCGCGAAAGGGUGAGCCCGGCGCCGGGCCUGGAGGGCGUCGGUUCGGGCUCUGCGCUUGGGAUGGACGAGCCUGGCAACUGCACGGCGCGCCGGGGGGCUUCGUGCUGCAAGUGGAAACGCCGGCAGCGGGCUCGGCCGCGUGGCUGAUUCCGUUGCCCACCGCCGGCUGGUUGCGGGGUGUGGGCGCACUAGUCCUGCUAGCUCUGUCGGCGCUGUUCAGCGGCCUCCGCUUGGCCGUGCUGUCACUCGAUCCGAUGGAGCUGCGGGUACUGCGGAACAGUGGCUCGGCUGCAGAGAGGGACCAGGCGCGCAAGGUGGAGGCUGCGCGCGGCCGAGGCGGAAGCGGCACUUACCUACUGUGCACUCUGUUGCUCGGACAGGCAGGUGCUAACGCCACGUUGGCGGGCUGGUUAUGCGCUGCUCUACAAGCCAGUCACAUUUCCCUGCCCGAAGACAACCAAGGUGUGCCGUGGUUGCCUGUGCUGCUCUGCACCAGUGUCGUCUUUUUGGGUGGUGAGGUGUUGCCCUACUCCAUUUGUUCCCGCCACGGGUUAGCCAUUGCUGCACACACACUCUUUCUCACCCGCCUGCUUAUGGCCCCCACCUUCCCCAUAUGCUAUCCACUCAGCCGUUUGCUAGAUUGGGCUUUGCAUCAAGAGCUCAGCACCUUCUCCACAAGGGAGCACCUGCUGGAGACCCUGCGGGCUGCUGACCCUCAUGGUGAUCUUGUGAGUGAGGAACUAGCCAUGGUUCAAGGUGCACUGGAGUUACGCACCAAGGUAGUUGAGGACAUCUUGACACCUCUGAAUGAUUGUUUUAUGUUGCACUCUGAUGCCAUACUUGACUUUACUACCAUUUCUGAGAUUCUUCGCUCAGGCUAUACCCGCAUCCCUGUAUAUGAAGGUGAGCGACGAGACAACAUUGUCGACUUGCUGUUUGUCAAGGACUUGGCUUUCGUGGAUCCUGAUGACUGCACACCACUGCAGACAGUUACUCGCUUCUAUCACCGCCCGCUGCACUGUGUCUUCCAUGAUACCCGCCUAGAUACGCUGCUCGAGGAGUUCAAGAAGGGUAAAUCACACCUUGCAAUUGUACAGAGAGUUAAUGAUGAAGGGGAAGGAGACCCUUUCUAUGAGGUGAUGGGAAUUGUCACUCUGGAGGAUGUGAUUGAAGAGAUAAUCAAAUCGGAGAUUCUGGAUGAGACGGAUCUUUAUAUAGACAAUCAGAAAAAGGAAAGGAUCCCCCGGGGUAGGAAACCUCAUGAUUUCUCCAUCUUUAGACUUUCGGAUAGUGAGAUGAGAGUAAAGAUCUCACCACAGCUGCUAUUGGCCACUCAUCGCUUCAUGGCUACAGAGGUAGAACCUUUCAAGAUGCCACAUCUCUCAGAGAAGAUCCUGCUGCGGCUUCUCAAACAUCCCAAUGUCAUCCAGGAGAUGAAAUAUGACCACAAAAACAAGCGAGCACCUGAACACUAUCUUUAUCAGCGUAACCGCCCAGUUGACUAUUUUGUGCUCAUCUUACAGGGAAAAGUGGAGGUAGAAGUGGGAAAAGAAGGAUUGCGAUUUGAAAAUGGUGCUUUCACAUACUAUGGUGUCCCAGCAAUCAUGACUGUCUUCUAUUCAGAUAAUGAUGGGCGUAAAAUGAGCAGCCUGGCUGGAUCAUCUUUCCUGUUGCCCGUGUCUGUGUCCCGUACCUUUGCCUUCAGCCGAGGGGACUCUUUGGCUGGCUCCCCAGUGAAUCAAUCUCCAUCACGUUGCAGUGGAUUAAACCGCUCUGAGUCUCCAAUUCGAGAACGUAAUGAGUAUGGAGGCAGCAGUACCCAACUACAUAGUGGCUGCAACAACAACAUAUACACUCCAGAUUAUUCUGUUCAUAUUCUGUGUGAUGUACAGUUUGUUAAGAUUACUCGGCAACAGUAUCAGAAUGCACUGGCUGCCAGCCGCAUGGAUAGCUCUCCCCAGACCCCUGACAUGGAUGUUUUCAAUGAUGGUGAUUCCACAAAGGCUCCCACAAUCAGAGGUACCCCACAGACACCCAAGGAUGACCAUGCUAUUCUCUUGAAUGAGAGAAGUAGCAUUGUGGCCAGCAAGUCAGAUGGGAAUAUGAAGAGUCCUAUAGACUCUAUGUUCCUGCACAUGGAGGGGAUCCCCCACGACCAAGAGAAGUUGACAGGCAACCCAGAAAUCAGCAUGCAGAAAAAUGAGGCCUAUAUUGUCAGGCUGGAAUCUGAGUCCUCAAACAGGGAAAUGGAGCUCAACACAUCUCCAAGUGCUCCUCAGGAUCCCCUAGGAAAGAAGUUACUUUGGACACUUAGUGAGAGGAGAAAACCUUCUGCAGACAGUGAGAGAAGUUCAGAUGAUAAUACUAACUUCACAUCAUUAAUCACAUGAGUGGCAACAUGGCUCUGCCUUUCUCACAGGUUGGUAUUAUGCAUUGCCCUAUUCUUUGCUACCAUCACUUCCUAAGUCACUCACUCUGAAUGAGUUAGAACAGACAUGUCAAACUCGUGACGUCACAUGACAUAUUGGAGCUUUUUCUCCAUUGCCGGCAAUGGGGUGGGUGCGGUUUUGGGAUGACGCAUCCGGCCCACGGGCCAGCAGUUUGACUCCCUGAUUUAGAACAAUGUGGCUAAUUAUAAUGAAACAAACCAAAAAGGAGAGAACUAUACUUAUAUAUAUAUAUUUUUAUUUUCAAAUAGCACAUAAAGAUUCUGUUUUCAGCCAGGUCUAUAAUAGGUUCUCAGGCUGUAUUUAUAUGACAAAAUUAUCCACUCACUAAAUACUUGUUAGUCCAAUGUAUUGUGAACCCAGAAACCUCUCUGUUAAAUAUCAGGAGAGAGACCUGUUUAAAUUGAAAUUACCUUUGAAUUUUUUCAUAGCUCUUCCCAUAACUAUUUUGUGCGGACUUAGAAUACUAUCACUUCUGACUAAUGGCCCUUCAUGGCUCAAUUAGUCCACCAAGGAAAGAAGGAAGCAAAAAUAAAAAAUAUGAGGGCAUAACCUCAAACUGAGUUAAAAAAUAACAUUAGGGUGGCGCAGCAGUUAGAGUGCAGUACUUCAGGCCACUUUAGCUGACUGUG